Messenger RNA from Diospyros lotus (date-plum), 1543 nucleotides. RefSeq names its product DEAD-box ATP-dependent RNA helicase 21. Lineage: Eukaryota; Viridiplantae; Streptophyta; Magnoliopsida; Ericales; Ebenaceae. The record is from RefSeq and is a predicted model, not a curated record. Bases 73 to 1155 code for a protein of 360 amino acids. Gene Ontology annotation, cellular component: nucleus; cytoplasm. Gene Ontology annotation, biological process: alternative mRNA splicing, via spliceosome. The transcript has 6 exons.
CCGGCCCUCGCCUCAAAACACGAGGGUGGGUGGGUAGACCUGCGAUGCGAAGGAGAAUUCUGAAGUCAGGCAAUGGAGGAAGAAAAGGCGGCGGCCUAUUAUGACGAGCUCUCUCGCAAGGGCGAAGGCGCCGCCAGGUUCAAGCAAGGCCUCGGUUUCUCUUCUUCUGCCUCCGCCAGAGACCACGCCGUCCCGGCCAGGGGAUCCUCUCUUCCUUCGUCCUCAUCUUCCUUCCUCAACAACUUCGUUAGGGCUUCGAGCCCCUCCAAGGCCGCCGAAUACCAGAAGCAAGCUCAGCUCCAAACCAUCCAAAACAAGCUCAAUAAGAAACCUCCUUCUACCUCCUCCGGUGACAAGCAAUCUUCUAGGGUUUCGAGUGACUGGCGGCACCGAGACUCGGUGGAUAGGGGCAGCGAUCGCCAUUCUAGGCGCCGAAGUCGUAGUCGGAGCCGGGAUUGUCGUGGUUCACGGCACCGGCAUCGGCAUCGAUCAUUAAGCAGAGAUAGGGAUAGGGAUAAGGAUAGGGACAGAUAUAGAGAAAGAGAUAAAGAUAAGGACAGAGAUAGGAGGAGGAGAAGGCAGAGUCGGUCGCCGAGUGCUUCGGAUGAAGAAAGAGGCCGCCGGAGAAGGGAGAAGAGUGGAGACGACGGGAGUAAAGAUCAGGGCGUAAAUAAACCGGCAAAGGACCGAAAUGGAGGGAUUGACUACGCAAAACUGAUCGGAGGUUACGACGAUAUGACUCCAGCAGAAAGAGUUAAAGCCAUGAUGAAGCUUCAGCUUUCUGAAAUAGCUGAAAAGGAUGCAGCAACAGGCAUGGGUGCAGGAUGGGAACGGUUUGAAUUCAAUAAGGAUGCCCCGCUUGAUGAUGAGGAUAUUGAAGCUGCAGAAGAUGAUGCAGUGUUAGUCAAGCACAUAGGUCAAAGCUUUAGGUUUUCGGCUGUAGAGGCAAGAAAGGAGGAUGAGAUCAAGGCAGCUCAUGACGAGGCCAUGUUUGGGGCCUCAUCUCUCCCGGCAGUUGCUAAUACUGACGAUGAAAUAGCAGAGGAGAAGAGCAAUAUACAAAACACUGAAAGUGCCCCUUCUACAAAUCUCAUAAGUGACGAGUUACUUACAUUGCAAGGAGGUUCUUGGCGGAAUCGAGCUCGGAAAGGAUAAGCAGUCAUUGGCUGAGGGCAGACCGGCAGAGUUUGUUGCGAAUGAAGCCAACAUGGAUAGCGGCUAUGAGAUGGGUUUUUCUAUCUCAUCAAUGUAUAAUUUUGUUAAUUGCUGGUGUUUCUCAUGUUGGAUGCAUUUUGGGAGGUUGUGAGAGCUAUAUACCCAGUUUACAAUAUGAGCUCAUUGCCCGCGGGCAUUGUUGCCGCCAUCAUCAAGCUCAAGGAGGAAGAUGGUCGAAAGAGGCUUUAUUGAUGGUGAUAAUUCUGCCAAAUCAUGAAGCGCCCGUUGCUGAUAUUUUUGUAAAGCUUGUCCUGUUCUGUGUAAACCACUUUAAUUGUUUGGCUUGUGUUUAAUGAUUACUAAUGUAUUCGUUCUUUUUUUUGGCUAA